Entamoeba dispar SAW760 is the source of this 1653-nucleotide messenger RNA. RefSeq lists its product as uncharacterized. NCBI's taxonomy places the organism in Eukaryota, Evosea, Mastigamoebida, Endamoebidae. Gene Ontology annotation, biological process: phospholipid catabolic process. Gene Ontology annotation, cellular component: extracellular region. Gene Ontology annotation, molecular function: glycerophospholipase activity. The record is from RefSeq and is a predicted model, not a curated record. The coding region runs from base 1 to 1653 and encodes 550 amino acids. The transcript has a single exon.
AUGGUUCUCAUUGUUUUAUUAAUUUCAUUAGCAUUUGCUGAUACAUUUUCUAAAUCAGGAUGUUAUAUUGAAAAAGGAGAAUAUAAAGUAGAAAUAGUACAAGAAAAUAAAGAAUAUCUUGUUACUGGAACAUUUAAUGAUACAUUAUUUAUACAUGGAUGGGGAUUUUUACAUCUUAAUAGUGUUCAAUCUACAUCACUUGAAAUGGAUCUUCAAUUAGCAAAAUGUGCAGGAUUAGUUGAAGGAUAUUUAACAUCACAUAGAAUUCGGGAUCAUAUGAAUAAUCAAAGAGCAUCAAAUAUAAUUGAAGAAUGGGAUUCAGUUACUAUGGAAUAUAUUAAUAGAAACAUUGCAUAUUCAAAAAAACAAGCAAAAGAUUUAUCAUUAAGUGAUCCAUGGGGAAGAGCACUUGGAAUAGUUUUAGCACAAACAUUUGGAAUUAGAGAAGGAGCAAUUAUUAAAGAACCAAAAUUAGAUAUAACAGAAACAGAUAUUUUUAUAUUAAAUUCAGAUGGGGAUCUUUCAGACCUUCAAAAUAUAGCAGCACAUAAUUUAUGGCCAGAAAUGAAAGGAUUUAAACAUGGAAAUCAUACUAGAUUUAAUGAUGCAUGGUAUGAUAUUCAUCAUCAUUGUACAGGAUUAAUUAGACUUACACCAAAUUAUCAAGAUUUAUUUGUUGCACAAGAUACAUGGUCAUCACCAACAACAAUGAAUCGUAUUUUAAAAGAAUAUCAUAUAAAAUAUUUUGAUAAAGCUAUUGGAAAUAAAAGAAUUUUAUUUAGUAGUUAUCCAGGAAUAACACAUUCAUUAGAUGAUUUUUGGUUAAUAGAUAAUGGACUUGCUAUUAUUGAAACAACAAUGCAUUGUUGGAAUCAAGAUCAAUUUGAAAAAUGUACACCAGAAAGUAUUUUAACAUGGAUUCGUGUUCAAAUAGCUAAUCUUUUAUCAAAUAAGAGAGGAAGUGGUGUACAAUGGGCUAAAAAUUUUAUUAGAGAAAAUUCAGGAACAUAUAAUAAUCAAUAUAUUAUAAUAGAUUAUAAUAAAUUUAAACCAGGUAAAAGACCACAACCUGGUACUCUUUAUGCUAUUGAACAAAUGCCAGGUUAUUAUGGAGCUGGUGAUAGAACUGAAGAACUUAUUAAAAAUGGAUAUAUUCCAUCAGUUAAUGCACCAUUCUUUAAUGAUGUUUAUAAAUAUGCUGGAGUAGGAGAAAAAUGUAAAGCAGAUAAUGAUUGGUAUUUUGAUUAUUGGAAAUCAGAUAGAAUGAAAUUAAUUCAAAGAGAUGCACCAAAUAUUAAUACAUAUGAUGAUUUUAAAAAGUUUAUGAGAUAUAAUGGUUAUCCUAAUGAUCCAUUAGUUAAUGAUCCUGGACAAUUUAUUCUUUCUAGAUAUGAUUUAAGACCUAAUGAAUGUAUUCCAAGUCCAACUAAUCCAACUAUUCUUCAUUGUCCAUCUAACUUUGGAGGACUUGAUUCAAAAACAAUAAAUUAUGAACGUGCAAUCUCUUUGAAAAUAGAUGCUAUUUCAUCUCCUCAAUAUGAAAAUCAACCCCCUUAUGAAUUUGGUAAAAAACCAUUUGAUACUGCUAUUUAUAAUGGUUUACCAGAAAAAUGGACAUUCCCAUGGAUAGUUUUCAAUGAAGAUGGAUUUUAA